Choloepus didactylus (southern two-toed sloth) is the source of this 4354-nucleotide messenger RNA. RefSeq names its product Rho GTPase activating protein 33 (gene ARHGAP33). Gene Ontology annotation, cellular component: nucleoplasm; Golgi apparatus; cell cortex. The transcript has 21 exons. NCBI's taxonomy places the organism in Eukaryota, Metazoa, Chordata, Mammalia, Pilosa, Megalonychidae. Bases 114 to 4001 code for a protein of 1295 amino acids. Gene Ontology annotation, molecular function: phosphatidylinositol binding; GTPase activator activity; protein binding. The record is from RefSeq and is a predicted model, not a curated record. Gene Ontology annotation, biological process: small GTPase-mediated signal transduction.
CGCGCGGCUCGCGCCCUCCCCUUUGUGUCGCCAUGGCGGCGGCGGCGGCGGCGGCGAGGACGAGCGAGGGGUCGAGCGCGGCCGGGGCCUGAGCCUGAGGAGGCUACGCGACCAUGGUGGCUCGCAGCACUGACAGCCUGGAUGGCCCAGGAGAGGGGUCUGUGCAGCCACUGCCUCCCACGGGGGGUCCCAGUGUGAAGGGGAAACCUGGGAAGAGGCUCUUAGCUCCUCGAGGGCCCUUCCCCCGGCUGGCCGACUGUGCCCAUUUCCACUACGAGAAUGUUGACUUUGGCCACAUUCAGCUCCUGCUGUCUCCAGAGCGUGAAGGCCCCAGCCUCUCUGGAGAGAAUGAGCUGGUGUUUGGGGUGCAGGUGACCUGUCAGGGCCGCUCCUGGCCGGUCCUCCGCAGCUAUGAUGACUUCCGUUCCCUGGAUGCCCACCUUCACCGGUGCAUAUUUGACCGGAGGUUUUCUUGCCUCCCAGAGCUUCCUCCACCUCCAGAGGGUGCCAGAGCUGCCCAGACGCUGGUGCCGCUGCUGCUGCAGUACCUGGAGACCCUGUCGGGACUGGUGGACAGUAACCUCAACUGUGGGCCUGUGCUCACCUGGAUGGAGCUGGACAAUCAUGGCCGACGACUGCUACUCAGUGAGGAGGCCUCCCUCAACAUCCCUGCCGUGGCUGCCGCUCAUGUGGUCAAACGGUACACGGCCCAGGCGCCCGACGAGCUGUCCUUCGAGGUGGGAGACAUUGUCUCAGUGAUUGACAUGCCACCCACAGAGGACCGGAGCUGGUGGCGGGGCAAGCGGGGCUUCCAGGUCGGUUUCUUCCCCAGCGAGUGUGUGGAGCUGUUCACAGAGCGACCGGGUCCCGGACUAAAGGCAGAUGCCGACGGCCCCCCAGGUGGCCUCCCAGCUUCCCAGGGUGUCUCCUCUUUGACCUCAGCUGUGCCCCGGCCGCGUGGGAAGCUGGCCGGCCUCCUCCGCACGUUCAUGCGCUCCCGCCCUUCUUGGCAGCGGCUGCGGCAGCGGGGAAUCCUGCGGCAGAGGGUGUUCGGCUGCGACCUUGGAGAACACCUCAGCAACUCAGGCCAGGAUGUGCCCCAGGUGCUGCGCUGCUGCUCCGAGUUCAUCGAGGCCCACGGGGUGGUGGAUGGGAUCUACCGGCUCUCAGGCGUAUCCUCCAAUAUCCAGAGGCUGCGGCAUGAGUUUGACAGUGAGAGGCUCCCGGAACUGUCCGGCCCCGCCUUCCUGCAGGACAUCCACAGUGUGUCCUCUCUCUGCAAGCUCUACUUCCGAGAGCUACCAAACCCCUUGCUCACCUACCAGCUCUACGGGAAGUUCAGCGAGGCCAUGUCGGUGCCUGGGGAGGAGGAGCGCCUGGUGCGGGUCCAUGAUGUCAUCCAGCAGCUGCCCCCGCCUCACUACAGGACCCUGGAGUACCUGCUGAGGCACCUGGCCCGCAUGGCGAGACACAGUGCCAACACCAGCAUGCACGCCCGCAACCUGGCCAUCGUCUGGGCACCCAACCUGCUGCGGUCCAUGGAGCUAGAGUCAGUGGGGCUGGGUGGGGCGGCAGCCUUCCGGGAGGUUCGGGUGCAGUCAGUGGUGGUGGAAUUCCUGCUCACCCACGUGGACGUUCUGUUCAGUGACACCUUUGCCUCUGCUGGCCUCGACCCUGCAGGCCGCUGCCUCCUUCCCAGGCCCAAGUCCCUCGCGGGCAGCGGCCCCUCUACUCGCCUGCUGACGCUGGAGGAAGCCCAGGCUCGCACCCAGGGCCGGCUGGGGACACCCACUGAGCCUGCAACCCCCAAGGCCCCGGUUUCACCCGUGGAAAGGAGGAAGGGGGAGAGAGGGGAGAAACAGCGGAAGCCAGGGGGCAGCAGCUGGAAGACCUUCUUUGCACUGGGCCGGGGCCCCAGCGCCCCCCGAAAGAAACCUCUGCCCUGGUUGGGGGGCACCCGGGCCCCACCACAACCUUCAGGCAGCCGAACUGACGCAGUCACGCUGCGGUCAGCCAAGAGCGAGGAGUCGCUGUCGUCACAGGCCAGCGGGGCUGGUCUCCAGAGGCUGCACAGGCUGCGGCGACCCCACUCCAGCAGCGAUGCUUUCCCUGUGGGCCCGGCACCUGCCGGCUCCUGCGAGAGCCUGUCUUCCACCUCCUCCUCCUCCUCCUCCUCCUCCUCAGCCUCCUCCUCCUCCUCAGCAGCUGAGCUGGGUGCACCUUCCGGGUCCCCCUCACACCGCACCUCAGCCUGGCUAGAUGAUGGUGACGAGCUGGACUUUAGCCCACCUCGCUGCCUGGAGGGACUCCGGGGACUUGAUUUUGAUCCCCUUACCUUUUGCUGCAGCAGCCCCACCCCAGGGGACCCUGCACCUCCUGCCAGCCCAGCACCCCCAGCUCCUGCCUCUGCCUUUCCACCCAAGACAACCCCCCAGGCUCUUUCACCCCGUGUGCCAGCCAGCCCUGCCUCAUCCACUGUCCUGGACAUCUCUGAGCCCCUGGCUGUAUCAGUGCCACCUGCCGUGCUGGAGCUCUUGGGAGCUGGGGGGACCCCUGCCUCAGUCACCCCAUCACCACCUCUCCCGUCAGCCCUCAGUCCUGGCCCAAGCCUGCGCCCCCGUCUCAUCCCUCUGUUGCUGCGUGGAGCUGAGGCCCAGCUAAGCGACACCUGCCAGCGGGAGAUCUCCAGCAAGCUGUCACUGCCUGGCCCCCGGGCGCCCCCGGACCGGCAUGGUCCUGGAAUGGAUUCACCACUGCUGCCCCCACCCCUGUCCCUCCUGCGUCCUGGGGGGGCCCCACCCCCACCCCCCAAGAACCCAGCGCGCCUCAUGGCCUUGGCCCUGGCUGAGCAGGCUCAGCAGGUGGCCCAGCAACAGGGCCAGCAAGAGCAUGGGGGCCCUCCACCUGUUCCCCACUCCCCUUUCCGCCACUCACUGUCCCUGGAGGUAGGCGGGGAUCCUCCAGGAACCUCAGCGAGUGGGCCACCUCCCCACUCCCUAGCCCCCCCAGGUGCUUGGACCCCAGGACCCCCAUCCUACCUACCAAGGCAACAAAGCGAUGGCAGCCUGGUGAGAAGCCAGCGGCCCUUGGGGGCCUCAAGGAGGGGACUCAAAGCCCCUGCCCAGGUUGGCGCUCAGCAGCUCAGGGUGGCUGGGGGGUGCAGGGAUGCACCAGGGACGGCAGCCCAGUCCCCAUGUUCUGUCCCCUUACAGGGUCCUACCCCCGGCUGCUUCUCCUCAGUCCCCCGAGAGUGUCUACCACCCUUCCUUGGGGUCCCCAAGCCAGGCUUGUACCCCUUGGGUGGUCCCCCAUCCUUCCAGCCUAGCUCCCCAGCUCCAGUCUGGAGGAGACCCCUGGGCCCCCCUGCAUCACUUGACAGGGGAGAGAACCUGUACUAUGAAAUUGGGGGUGGUGAGGGGUCCCCCUAUUCUGGCCCCACCCAAUCCUGGAGCCCCUUCCGCUCCAUGGCCCCCAAUAGGCUCAAUGCCUCAUACGGCGUGCUUGGCCAGUCGCCGCCGCUUCACGGGUCCCCCGACUUCCUCAUCGGUUACCCACCCCCUCCCUCCUGUCUACCCCCUGACCACCUCGGCUAUUCAGCCCCCCAGCACCCUGCCCGGCGCCUCACCCGGCCGGAGCCCCUCUAUGUCAACCUAGCCCUGGGGCCCAGGGGGCCCUCACCUGCCUCCUCCUGCUCCUCCUCCCCUCCCACCCAUCCCCGAAGCCGCUCGGAUCCCGGACCCCCAGCCCCUCGCCUUCCCCAGAAACAGCGGGCGCCCUGGGGUCCCCGCCCCCCUCAUAGGCUGCCUGGGCCCUGGGGCCCACCUGAGCCUCUCCUGCUCUAUGGGGCAGCCCCACCAGCCUACGGGAGGGGGGGCGAGCACCUCCGAGGGUCUUUGUAUAGGAAUGCGGGGCAAGGAGGGGAGGGGGCUGGUCUCCCACCCCCUUACCCCACUCCCAGCUGGUCCCUCCACUCUGAGGGCCAGACCCAAAGCUACUGCUGAGCCAGAGCUGGGAGGGACCUUCCUCACCGGAUCUUGGCCCAACCCUACCCCUUGUUUUGUAUUUUCUUGAGCUCCUGACCCCUUCCCCAGGUUUCUAACUUUGUAAUUUGCUUCUGAUGUGGUCCCUAACUUUUAAUCAUAGCUCCCCUACCCUGGGCUGAAGGGCACCCCCACCCCCAUCAUCCUCCACCCUGGGGGCCCUCGCACAAAUCUGAGAGGUCUAGGCCGACACCCUGACCUCCUUCUCCCCCCAGGAGCCCCCAGCAUGUCCUGACCUGUGCACAGGGGUGGGGGCUGGGGCAGCUCCCACCCUUCCCCCACCCCACCCCCAUUCCCAUCCCCACCCCACUAAA